UUGAAUGCUCUCUCGACUCAAUUACUAACGUCCCGCGAUAUAUUCUCACGGUGAUGCACUGACAGGAUUGCGUGCGUGUUUGAGCGUUUAUUUCGACUGUGGAAGGAGAGUGCAAAUAUUUGGCGAAAUAACUGAACAUUAAAUAAAACUAAGUUAAUAAUUGAAGACUUUUUGUAACACUACAUAUCAGGCACGUAAACUCAGCUUGCACUAACGGUAGGAAAACAAUGAAGUUGCCGGAUAACGCACUUGCACUGUUGACCUGAAGACCGUCUAUAACCUCAACUAUUUGACACGCGUAUGUGAUGGAAGAAGUAUUUAGUCUUGUUUUACACUAACACAUUUCUAUCUCCUGACUAAGCUAUGCGUGCGUUUACCAAUUUUGUUGACUUGAGCUGAGAAGAUUUGCAUCGGAGAUUUACCUUGACACACAAUCUUCAUCAUGAUGAAUCGGGCUUUCUGGGAUGCAAUCUUUCUUAUUACCGGGUCCCUCUUUACCUAUGGAACGGGGCAUGAUAAUUCUACAGUUUCUACUAAUUCUACUAUGACAACCACGUCUCCUGUGACUACUACCAUUACCACUAUGCAUGUUACUACCUCUUCUACUACCACUGCAAGUACUUCAACUGCCUCUAAAACCACCAUUCCAAUUAAAAAGUUUGUGGCGGCAGCUGUUCGAUCACACUUCGAUGACUGUCCGGACUCCCACAACCACUUUUGUUUCCAUGGAACCUGUCGUUUCCUUAUUCUGGAGGAGACGCCUGCUUGUGUGUGUCACCAAGGUUUUGUAGGAAUGCGUUGUGAGCAUGCUGAUCUGCUAGCCGUGGUGGCUACUAAUCACAGGAAACAGACAGUCGCCACCGUGCUAGUUCUGUGCGUGAUUGGCUGUGUCUUGACAAUGCUGCUCUGCACACUUUUACAUUGCCUGUGGAGUCGGGACGGUUUUGUGCGGAGGCACGGACUUCACUGUGCCCCAGACAAAAAAGGCAGUAUGAUGUGCCAAGGAGCCUACUGUCACUCUGUCACUGCAGUGUCAUUCUAUGGGUCUAUUCGAUGGUUAUGCAAAACCAGAAACAAUAUUUCCCUAACGUCCGCACCCUCAUAUCACGUCCGUUAUUCACAAGUUGUUUGAAAGGAAAAACUCCAGCUGGGAAUGCCAGGGAUUUUUCAAAUGGACUGCCUUCUGUCCAUUCAACACUAUAGCCUUCUGGGAGUCACCGUGGAUUUUACCCAAGGUGGGCAUUAGACAGCUGUCUAAUAACAUCCUCAUAAGACCAAGAUGGCAACGGAGGAGAGACCACUUGGAUCUCUUACUAGAUCAAAGGAGGACCAUUUUAUUUGAGAGUUUAAUUUCAUAUUUAAUGGCAUAUUUUCCGCUGACUGGGAUUUCCAGAACCUCUGCCUACUUGGAAUGUUUGGAACGCGCUACUCUUAGAACGCAUGGAGAAAAAAGAUGGAACUGAUGACUGUCAGGGCAACUUGGUCACUGUAAAAAUAAUGAAGCCGAUGACAUGUCCAGGGACAUAGCACAUGCUGGACAAAAGAGGCAAAUAUUUUGGACAACUUUGCAUCCUGUGGGAAGGUUGCAGUAGUAAAGCAACCAUUUGUUUCUUAUUCUCCCUUUUUUGUCUUUUAAAAGGCUAAACACAAUAUUAAUUUCUAUUCAUCUUACUUAAAAUGCACAGAGAUUUUUAAGGUGGAGCUAGAGUUUUAGUUUCCGUUUUUAAGCAAUGAUUUUCGUACACCUUAACUGACAAAAAUGGGAGAUUCACAUGCUACUGGGACUAACUUUUCAACCCUAGCUUGGAUUGAGGACUUAAGGUGGGACUUGGAUGUAUACAUGGAACAGAUUGUUUAGAUUGUUUAAAUACUUGUAAUAUAGUAGAUUUAGAGAGAUUUACAGACUCCAAAACGUUGCCAACCUGUAGUGUUAAUUAAAUCUGGCUUUCUACCACUAUGGCAUCAUUCCUGAUAUGCCAGCAUUUCUGUGUGCAACUCUGAUAUGGUUAUUGUUGUUUUUGGUUAGUGAUGGCCAUUCGAGGCUUCCAUUACUCUUUUUCUAGCAGCAGGAUAUUAUGCUUGA
Molecule: messenger RNA, 2083 nt
Organism: Esox lucius (northern pike)
Lineage: Eukaryota; Metazoa; Chordata; Actinopteri; Esociformes; Esocidae
Gene: tgfa
Product: transforming growth factor, alpha
Exons: 8
Coding region: 443-1132 (229 amino acids)
Biological process (GO): epidermal growth factor receptor signaling pathway; positive regulation of cell population proliferation; positive regulation of mitotic nuclear division
Source: RefSeq, a predicted model, not a curated record